AUGGGAAAGCGCUGGAGUGCCACCACUUUACUGGGACUCACACUCCUGAGCUGCUUAGUUGUGGAUAAGAUAGAAUCUCAGGAGCCACCUGGGCAGAAUCCUGAACCACCGCUCGCAAGUGGUUAUCCAUAUGCUUCUCCACCAAAGGUUCCCGUGCCACAGGUCUCACCUCCUCAGCCGCCAGGAAAGGUUCCUCAGUUCCCUCCAGUGCCACAGGUCUCACCUCCUUGGUCACCAGGAAAGGUUUCUCAGUUCCCUCCAGAUUCACCUCCUUGGACACCAGGAAAGGUUCCUCUGUUCCCUCCAGAUUCACCUCCUUGGACACCAGGAAAGGUUCCUCAGUUCCCUCCAGAUUCACCUCCUCAGCCACCAGUAAAGGUUCCUCAGUUCCCUCCAGUGCCAGGGGUCUCACCUCCUCAGCCACCAGUAAAGGUUCCUCAGUUCCCUCCACUGUCACCUCCUUGGCCACCAGUAAAGGUUCCUCCAUUCCCUCAAGUGCCAGGGGUCUUACCUCCUCAGCCACCAGGAAGGGUUCCUCAAUACCCUCCUUUGCCACAGGUCCCACUUCCUCAGCCACCAGGAAGGGUUCCUCAAUACCCUCAAGUGCCACAGGUCUCACCUCCUCAGCCACCAGGAAGAGUUCCACAAUACCCUCAAGUGCCACAGGUCUCACCUCCUCAGCCACCAGGAAGAGUUCCUCAAUACCCUCAAGUGCCACUGGUCUCACCUCCUCAGCCACCAGGAAGAGUUCCACAAUACCCUCAAGUGCCACUGGUCUCACCCCCUAAGCCACCAGGAAAGGUUCCUCAAGUGCCACAGGUCCCAUCUCCUCUGAAUAGCUGUGAUGUGGAUGAGAACCAGAAAGUCCCAUGUGGAAGUCCUACUAUUGAUUCUACUAAAUGUAGUGCAAUUAGCUGUUGCUUUGAUGGGCAUCGCUGCUACUUUGGAAAGGCAGUGACAGUUCAGUGUACCAAGGAUGCCCAAUUCAUUGUGGUGGUGGCUAAAGAUGCCACUCUUCCCAGACUUGAACUGGAAUCAGUCGCACUGCUGGGGACAGGUCCCCACUGUACAUAUGCUGACUCUAAUUCAGACUUUGCAAUUUACCAAUUUCCUGUUACUUCCUGUGGCUCUACUGUAAAGGAGGAGUCUGGUGUUAUAAUCUAUGAGAACAGCAUGUCUUCCACAUAUGAAGUGGGAGUCGGGCAUCUUGGAGCCAUCACCAGGGACAGCCACUACCAAUUAAACUUCCAGUGUAGGUACCAUGGCACUUCUGUUGAAACUGUGAUUGCUGAAGUAUUACCACUGCAUGAUCCUCCUCCACUAGUUAGUGCUCUGGGACCACUCACAGUGGAACUGAGGUUGGGUAAUGGUCAGUGCCAAUCAAAGGGUUGUAAUGAAGUGGAUGUGGCCUACAACUCUUUCUACACGGAGGCAGACUAUCCUGUGACCAAAGUACUGAGGGACCCCGUCUACGUGGAGGUUCAACUCAUGGGAAAGACAGAUCCCAACCUUGUCCUAACCCUUGGUCGCUGUUGGACAACUACAAGCCCCAGCCCUCAUACUCUGCCCCAGUGGGACAUUCUGAUAGAUGGGUGUCCAUACAGGGAUGAUCGCUACUUGUCCUCACUGGUUCCAGUGACCCCAUCCUCUCAUGUGGUCUACACAAGUCACUUCAGGCGCUUCAUUUUCAAAAUGUUUACUUUUGUAGACCCCAGCUCACUACAGCCACUGAAGGAACAGGUGUACAUUCACUGUAGUACAGCUGUGUGCACACCUGCACCAGGCCGCUCAUGUGAGCCAGCAUGCUUCAGAAAAAAGAGACAUGUCAAAGCUGAGGACCCAGAUGAUGCUGAGCCAAACGUUGUGGUUUCUUCUGGACUUGUGAUUAUGAACGCACCUGAGGAGCAAACAGUAUAGAAAUAUAAGCUCAAGAAUUUGGCCAAUAAUAUUUAGUAAAUG
Monopterus albus (swamp eel) is the source of this 1959-nucleotide messenger RNA. RefSeq names its product zona pellucida sperm-binding protein 4-like. Gene Ontology annotation, cellular component: egg coat. Gene Ontology annotation, biological process: prevention of polyspermy; binding of sperm to zona pellucida. Gene Ontology annotation, molecular function: structural constituent of egg coat; acrosin binding. The transcript has 8 exons. Bases 1 to 1917 code for a protein of 638 amino acids. Lineage: Eukaryota; Metazoa; Chordata; Actinopteri; Synbranchiformes; Synbranchidae. The record is from RefSeq and is a predicted model, not a curated record.